AUGAAUUCCGAAUAUUCUCACUUGUUUGAGAGGUUGCAUGAACAAUUGGACCAGGUAGAAGAAUCUUUGCAGCCUUUAAAAGACUCAGAAUCCAUAUUUGAUCUUGUGGAAGGAAAAGACGAUGUCGAGCAAGCCAAGCAGUAUGUUAGUCUAAGCUAUGCCAUCAAUUCGGCUUUGUAUUCGUAUUACAAACUCCAUGGCACUUCCACCGACGAGUCUCCCAUCAUGUCUGAAUUGCAGCGCGUCAAGCAAUAUGUUGGAAAAAUCAAACAUGCUGAAAAGCAAAUCCAGCCUAGCUCAGAAGACAAGAAUGAACAGCGUCCAAAAGUAGCCAAAGAUGCAGCUUCUAGAAUUAUCAAGCAUCAUACUUAG
Schizosaccharomyces osmophilus is the source of this 372-nucleotide messenger RNA. RefSeq names its product exosome C1D family subunit Cti1 (gene cti1). Gene Ontology annotation, cellular component: exosome (RNase complex); nucleolus. The record is from RefSeq and is a predicted model, not a curated record. Gene Ontology annotation, molecular function: DNA binding; RNA binding. Lineage: Eukaryota; Fungi; Ascomycota; Schizosaccharomycetes; Schizosaccharomycetales; Schizosaccharomycetaceae. The transcript has a single exon. Gene Ontology annotation, biological process: regulation of gene expression; maturation of 5.8S rRNA. The coding region runs from base 1 to 372 and encodes 123 amino acids.